Messenger RNA from Tetranychus urticae (two-spotted spider mite), 1609 nucleotides. It is a transcript of the gene Rpt2, whose product is annotated as 26S proteasome regulatory subunit Rpt2. Gene Ontology annotation, molecular function: ATP hydrolysis activity; ATP binding. Lineage: Eukaryota; Metazoa; Arthropoda; Arachnida; Trombidiformes; Tetranychidae. The record is from RefSeq and is a predicted model, not a curated record.
AUCCGGUUGUGGUAGACAUACUUUUUAGCAGUGAAUUACUGUCCACAAAAUGGAUUAAUUCACCAACUAUUUUUCUAAUCAGUGACUUAGCUUAAUUUAUUGAUUAACAUUUGUGAUUCAACCUUGUCAAAUUAGAAGAUUGGAUCUUCUUGUUGGUGAUAUUUGCUAGUUUGGUUCCAAAUUUCUAUUGGAAUGGGUCAGAACCAAUCUCUCUUCAACAAUCGAGGUGCUGGAUCUGGUCAAGGAGGGGAUUCAGGAGAAGGUAAAGAUGGGAAAAAGACUAAAAAAGAGCGAAACCGACCUUUACCUACCCCAGCCAGAGGCCGUGGGCGAAGGAAAGGCAAGGGUCCUGAUGCUGCCUCUAAAUUACCUAUGGUAACACCUCAUACUAGAUGCCGUCUUAAACUGCUCAAAUUGGAAAGGAUCCAUGAUUGGCUUUUAAUGGAAGAAGAGUUUCUCAAAAAUUCAAAAGUACAAACUAAAAUUGACAAUGAAGAUGAGAACGAUGAAAGAAAUAAAGUCGAUGAUUGUCGGGGUACCCCCAUGUCAGUUGGUAAUCUUGAAGAAAUCAUCGACGACAAUCAUGCAAUAGUAUCAACUUCUGUGGGAAGUGAACAUUAUGUGUCUAUAUUAUCCUUUGUGGACAAGGAACAACUUGAGCCCAAUUGCUCAGUUUUGUUGAAUCAUAAAGUCCAUGCUGUUGUAGGAGUCCUCAGUGAUGAUACAGAUCCAAUGGUCAAUGUAAUGAAGUUAGAAAAAGCUCCUCAAGAAACUUAUGCUGAUAUUGGAGGUCUCGAUCAGCAAAUUCAAGAAAUUAAAGAAUCAGUAGAGCUUCCUUUGACUCAUCCAGAAUACUAUGAGGAAAUGGGUAUUAAACCACCUAAAGGUGUCAUUCUUUAUGGCCCACCUGGUACCGGUAAAACACUUUUAGCUAAAGCUGUGGCUAAUCAAACAUCAGCAACCUUCUUGAGAGUAGUUGGGUCCGAGUUGAUUCAAAAAUAUCUCGGAGAUGGACCAAAAUUGGUUAGAGAAUUAUUUAGAGUAGCUGAAGAACACGCACCGUCCAUCGUUUUUAUUGAUGAAAUCGAUGCUAUUGGUACUAAACGAUAUGAUUCAAAUUCUGGAGGAGAAAGGGAAAUCCAAAGAACCAUGUUGGAGUUACUUAACCAAUUGGAUGGUUUUGAUUCUCGUGGUGAUGUCAAAGUUGUGAUGGCAACUAAUAGAAUCGAAACACUUGAUCCUGCCCUUAUUCGGCCUGGUCGUAUCGAUCGUAAAAUUGAAUUCCCCCUUCCAGAUGAAAAGACCAAAAGAAGGAUAUUUACCAUUCAUACCUCAAGGAUGACCUUAGCAGAAGACGUCAAUUUUGAUGAAAUCGUUUUGUCAAAGGACGAUUUGAGUGGAGCUGAUAUUAAAGCCAUUUGUACCGAAGCCGGUCUUAUGGCACUACGAGAGAGAAGGAUGAAAGUAACGAAUGAAGAUUUCAAAAAAUCAAAGGAAAAUGUUUUGUACAGGAAGAAAGAGGGAUCUCCAGAAUCAUUGUAUCUCUAGAUUAAUAAUUUUUUUUCUCGUAUAUUGCUAACAAUAAACAAAAAUAAUUUUACAUUGAAAA